AUGUCAAAUAUUGCCCCAGAACUCGUAUUGACAAGCCGAUGGUUAAAUAUUAUUGCUGGUAUAGCAUUAUUUGCGUUCGGUCUUGUUGGUAAUUGUUUUAAUAUAUACAUAUUUACUCGACCAAGAUUUCGUCGUGCUCCGUCGGUUCAAUAUUUAUUAGCUGGUUCAAUUGCAAAUCUAAUUCAACUUGGGCAAACUUUAUUACCUCGAAUACUGGGAGAUGGAUUUGGAAUUCCAAUUAUUCAAUCGAGUACAAUCCAUUGUCAAAUUCGCUUGACGCUAGCAGCUGUCGCAACCUUAUGUUCAAUUUCUUAUCCAUGUUGGGCAUCAUUCGAUCAUGCGGUUAGCACAUCGCAGUAUGCUUCUACACGCCAUUAUUACACAUCAAAACGAUUUGUUUAUUGUGCAAUCUUCGGCACGGUCUUCUUCUGGUUUAUUGUCUACGUUCCUAGCACUCUUCAUAUUCGAGCGACAAAAGAAGUAUGCGCAGGAUCCAAUUAUAUCAUUACUUGUAUUUACUCGUAUGGAAUCUCUCCAGCUGCAUACAGCAUCUUACCAAUAGCGCUCAUUUGUUAUCUCAAUUAUCGGAUCGUUCGUAACCUUCAACAGAUGAAAAGAGUAAAUUCAAUUGGAGUCAGGAAUACACGUUUAGUUCGACAAGUUCGUCGAAUGCUGAUUCCUCAACUGAUUGUACUGAUCAUAUCAGGAAUACCAUUCAGUAUCCAAACAAUAUAUUCCGUAGGGACCAUGGCAAUGUCAAAAGAUUCCGUUCGUCAAGCAGCAGAAGGUGUCAUUCUCAAUCUAGUCCGAUUGUUGUUCUAUUUGAACUACGUAUGUUCAUUCUAUGUUUAUAUUGUCAAAUCAAGUGAAAUUCGACACGAAUGCGGGAAAAUGUUCGGAAAACGUUAUCCAAUUCUACCACAAGGAACAGUUAUCAACGGCAAUGAGAGAUAG
Adineta ricciae is the source of this 954-nucleotide messenger RNA. NCBI's taxonomy places the organism in Eukaryota, Metazoa, Rotifera, Eurotatoria, Adinetida, Adinetidae. The record is from the annotation of a GenBank genome assembly.